Messenger RNA from Symbiodinium natans, 2778 nucleotides. Lineage: Eukaryota; Dinophyceae; Suessiales; Symbiodiniaceae. The record is from the annotation of a GenBank genome assembly.
AUGGCCAUGGCACUCAAGGAGCUGUCGGCAUCUCUUCGCGAGCGCAAGGCGAUUGUGUUCUCGGAGUUGCUUUUGAGACACGCUGAGGCUGAGCGGCCAGCAUCACGUCCGCGCUCCCUCGGUGCCGAUUGCCGGGAGACCCGAUCCUGGGAGACCAGCUUCUUCCGCCUCGAAGAGCGCUUCCUCCGCCUGGACGGAGACGUGGCAAUGCUGCGGCAAACGCUGGAUUCGGAGGUCGCGGCACUCCGCCACGGCUUGGCGACCAUGGCGGAGGCGCUGCACGCCGUUGAAGCUGCGCUGCAAGCAGAGGUCGAGCAACAAAUCGCCCGGGACAGUCACGCCGCAAAUCUUGGAGGGCAAAUCAAGGACCUGCGCCUCGAUGUCACGGAGCUGCUGACACUGAAGUUGAAGCCUCGCCUCCUCGCGCUGGAAAGGGAUGCAGGCGAGAUGCGAAGGCGGCUGCUGUCGAUUCGACAGCCUGGCACCACGGGCGGUGAGCACACUGGCUGCCGCCGCAGCCCAGCUGCCGACGAAUCAGAGAAGGCGAAGAAGUCACUGCAAGAGGUGGGGGAGGCCUUGCUCGAAAGAGCGCGGCGGGAGUUACAGAGGCAGGAAGAGGUCGCGCAAAGCCACGUGGCCCAGCACCGCUGCAUCGAGGCAUCCCUGGAUGCCAGCAGCCGGGAGUUCACGGCGGAGGCCCGAAGCAGCAUACAGCUCGCAGAGCAGAAGGCAGAGGCGCUGGCCCGUGACGUGGCGCGCCAGGUGGGCCGAAGUGCUGCAGAGGAGCAACUUGACCAGGCUUUGGGGACGCUCCGCGAAGAGCUGAGCGGACUCCGAGGCAGUGCAGCGGAGGCCAGCUUAACCUGGCGAGCAGAGCUGGCGGAGACGAAGACGUCCUUCACUGAGGCCGACAUGCAGAUCCGUGACCAGCUCCACGGGUUGCGCGGGUCCCUUGUGGAGGCAGAUGGCAUGCUCCGAGAUGGGCUCGAGGAUGUGCGAGCAUCGUCCAGCGAGGCGAAUAAGGCGACGAGCGGCUUGCAUCGAGAACUCGAAGCAUUCAGCUCCGAGGUGCGCGGAACGCAAGAGGAGGUCCUCUCCCUAAAACGAGGCUCGCAGGAGGCCACCGCCACCGUGCGCGAGGGCUUCGCCAAGGUCCAAUCGCUGUCCACAGAGGCAAUCGCAGGCCUCCGCAAGCAACUCGCCGAGACGAAGACCGACUUGGCAGAGGUGGAGAAAAGCCUGCAGGUGGAUCAAGCGAAAGCUCUAAAGCUUGCAGGACAUGCUGAGACCGAGGCGCAGACAGCUGCGCAGCAGAAUUCCCGGCUCGCUGCUGGUGUUCGAGGCGUCGAGGAAACGCUGGAACGUCGCAUGCAAUGGGUGGCCACGUCCAACAGCGAGUUGGAGGCCUCCCUUGGCCAUGCAUUUGCCGAAUCCCACUCGGCUUUGGCAAGAACUUCCCGAGCACUGGCAGCUGAGGUAGUGGCUGAACGAUGCCGCUGUGCGCAGACAGAGGAGGAUGUGGUUGCCCGGCUCCGCAGGUUCGAGGAUGCAGUCAGCGGCGACUCUCGCUUACAGGCUGAUGCAGUGGAGCAGCUCAACCAGGCCAUUGCCGCUGCGGCGCUGCGGAGGCAGGGCGAGGAGCGCAACCUCCUGAAGAAGGUCCAAGAUGCUCUCCGCAGUGUGGAGGAACGACGACCCCUGGAGCGUCGGGAGCUCGUCGAGGCUGCAGGAAGAGCAGUGGCAGAGGCUCGUUCAGACUUGCUGGAAGAGCUGCGAGAGGCUGCUCAGCAGGAUCUGCGACGGGAGAUGGCACGACUGCACAGAGAGGUGCGAGAAGCGCUGCAGAAGGAAAUGGGAAGACUGCGGCAGGAAUACACCACGUCCGUGGAAACACAGGUGCGGCGGGGCCUGGCUGCUUCCGAAAGCAGCGGCGAGCGGCGCGUGGAGGAGAUGCUGAGAGACCAUCGAACUCGUGAAAGGAGCGAGGCACGCGUCGUGGCCAACACGGCAGAAGCCUUCUGUGAGGAGCAGGCCAAGGCUGCUGCGGCCAAGAUGGAGGAAAGAGCAAAGCUCAUGGCUUUGCAGGCUGAGGAAGCGACCCGACAACUCGCACAGACGAUGCAGGAUCAGGCGACGUUUGCCGUCAAGCUUGCAGAGGCCACUGCCCAGCGCUGCGCAGCGCGCGCAGAGGAACGAGCCGAGGAGCUGGCGAGAAAAGCGCAGGAGGACGCCAGAAACAGCUUCAGCGUCCACCUGGAGGAUCUCCUCAGCACCAAGUUGCAAGCAGUGGAGAGCAUUCAGGCAUCCGUGCAGACCAGCGUCUCUGGCAUGGAAGAGGCCACGCAGAGCCUUGCUGCCCGCUGCCGAGCCGGGGAGCUCCUGGCUGAGCUGGCAGAGGGCGAGUCCUCAGCUGCAGCGCAGCAUGCGCGAAACGCUCAGGAACUGUCUGCUGAUGCUCAGCAAUCCCUCGGGACUUCGAGGAUGGAGUGGAACGAGAUGCGUACAGAGCUGCACGCAUUCGUUGACGAGCAGCGCGUAUUCUGUGGUUUCCUGGACACAGAGCAGAGGUCUUAUCAUGACCUCAUACGGCAAGAGGUAACAUCUCUCUCGCGGUUGGUUGAUACGAGCCUGCGCAUUGAUCAUGGCCUCGGACCCGUGCUGGAGGGCUCGCCACCAUCACCAGCACCUUUCGAAGCAAUGGAGGCCGUGGGGCAGUUGGGGUCGAUGGCAUGCGGAGCUCCAAGGAGUUCUUUCACCGAUGAGCUGCGACAAAGCUGA